AUGACACGCGGCAAGUUCUUGAUGCUUUCCCGCCCAGCACAAAAACCCUAAAAUUAGGGUUUGUGGGAUUUUCGCGAUGUUUUCCUCGCAAGUGGGCACGGAGCCGCCUCCGCGCAAGCGGGCGAAGAUCUCGGCCGAGAGGGAUCACGAUGACUAUAUGCGAGGAAAUAUCACCCAAAUUCGUGUCCACAACUUCAUGACUUACUCCGACAUCACGAGCAAGCCCGGGCCGCGGUUGAAUCUCGUGAUUGGGCCGAAUGGAACGGGGAAGAGCUCGCUUGUGUGCGCUCUCGCUAUUGGGCUCGGUGGAGAGCCACAGCUGCUUGGUCGUGCUGGGCAUAUUGGGGACUAUGUGAAAAGAGGGGAGGAUUGCGGCUGGGUUGAGAUCACACUCCGGGGUGACUCACCGGAUGCUUCGACGAUCAUUAAGCGGAGUUUCAACAAGCAGAACAAGUCAGAGUGGCAGCUGAAUGGAAGGUCGUCAACGAAGAAAGCUGUGCUCGAGAGUGUGCAGCAGUUUAACAUUCAAGUCAACAAUCUUACUCAGUUUUUACCACAAGAUAGAGUCUGUGAGUUCGCAAAAAUGACUCCAAUUGAGCUACUGGCGGAGACAGAAAAAGCUGUAGGGGAUCCAGAGCUUUCUCACCAACACGAGAAGCUUGUCACGUUAAAUCAGCAGCUCAAGCAGCGCCAAUUGUCUGUCAGGCAGCUUGAGAACGCAUUAAGGCAACACAAGAGUAACAACGCCGAGCUUGAGAAAGACGUGGAGCGGGUCCAGGAACGAAAUAGAUUGUUUGAGAAAGCAGAAUCGAUGAGCAAAAAACUUCCGUGGCUCAUGUAUGAUAAAGACAAAAAUAUGUAUGUGGAGGGCAAGAAGAGAUUGAAAGCCGCCGGGGAAGUUCUAAAAACUUUGACGGAGCAGUUGGCGGGUCUGAAGCGUCCAAUCGACGAUAAAAAAAAGAAGAAAUCGACAGCAGAAUCUGCGCUCAGAAAGCUUCGUGAAGAAAUAUCGAAAUCCGAGGUGAAGCGGAGGGAGAUUGGGAAGAAGGAGACCGAUUGGAAUGCUAAGGUGAAGGCGAAACAGAGUCAUAUUGAGGACGCUCAGCGAAAUGAAGCUAACCGUGUUGAAAGAAUUCGUAAUAAUAGGCGUCAGCUUCAAGAAGCUGAAGACGAGCUAGCGAGAUUUCCAGAUAUUAAGCUACAGACAGAAGAAACAGCUGAACUUUGCCAAAGGAUAACAGAUCUGGAAGGCCAAGCCCAGGAUAAAAAGCGUUUGGUGCAAGAGCUGGAACGUUCUCAAAACCAUAGGAGGAGGGACAUUGAACGAUGGAAUAACAGGCUUUCGGAGAUUGCCAAUGUUACAAACCAGCGUUUGGAUCUUCUGAAGCGCUACGGGUGUCCACAAAUUUAUGAAGCUUAUCGCUGGGUUGAGUCGCACCGACAGGAGUUUAGACGUGAAGUCUAUGGUCCGGUUCUUGUUGAGGUGAACAUCCCGAACAAGGAUCUGGCAGCUUAUGUCGAAGGCCAAGUAGCCAAUUAUAUAUGGAAGUCCUUUGUGACUCAAGACGCACAAGAUCGAGAUCUUCUCGUCAGAAACCUAAAGCAAUAUGACGUACCCGUGAUUAACUUCACUGGCGAUGAACCCCCUGUUCCAGGCAUGAGAAUUACACCACAGAUGGAAAGCCUUGGGGUUUCUGGAAGACUGGAUCAAGUUAUCGCUGGUCCACAAGUCGUGAAAGACGUUCUUGUUGGACAGUUCGCCUUGAACUAUUCUUUUAUAGGUUCUGCCGAAAGUAAUAUACGAGCCAACGAAGUAAAUGGGCUAGGAAUCAAAGACCUUUGGACUCCAGAGAAUCACUUUCGAUGGCAAGAAUCUAGAUAUGGAGGGCACGUUUCAGCCAGUGUGAAUCCUGUUCGACCAGCUCGAAUGUUUUCGCCUAGUGUGGAUACAACAGAAUCGGAGGAAUUGCAGCGCAGAAAAGUUGAAGCAGAGAGUGCUCUAGCGCUAUGCAACAACGAUUUGAGGGCGCGCGCAAGUGAACAGCGAGAGCUGGAAGAUCAAGCAGCGGAGCUACAUAGACAGAGAGAAGCGAUUGUGAGAAGAAAUCAAGCUGAAGUGAGGCGACGAAAAGACUUAGAACUAAAAAUAGACCAACGACGAAGAACACUAGCUUCGAGUGAGAACGAGGAAGACCUGCAAAUUGUAGUUGACAGGCAUCGAUCUACUAUCAAGGACUUAAACUUGAAGCGUUGUAGCAAGGCGAUAGAGCUAAAGGACAUUCUAAUCCAUACUGUCAACGUCCAAAUCAGCCAUAACAUACAAUAUCUGGAGUCGAUGGAGCUCGAUGCCGAGGUGAGGCAGAUGGAGAGGGAUAUUAGAGCUCAGGAGACACGAGGUGCUCAAGCGCAAAGAACCUGGGACGAAUGUAAAGUUGAGGUCGAGAGCUUGAAAAGUUCUCUGGCAAAAGCCAAAGAAAUAGCUGAAAAAAAGGCGCCGCUUACUCCUGAGCUUCAAGCAGCUUUUGCCGAAAUGCCAGAUACGAUUGAGGACUUGGAAGACGCAAUAGAGACAGCUAAAGCCCAAGCGCGGGCUGUUAUUUUUUCGAACCCCAAUGUCUUGGAAGAGUAUGAACGCCGCUGCGAGCAGAUUAAGAGUGGCACUGCAAGGCUGGAGGUUGAGACUAACGCACUAAACUCUUGUGUGGAGGAGAUGAAUACGAUACAGUCAACGUGGUUAACAACCUUACGGGAAAUAGUGUCUAGAAUUAACUCCACUUUCAGUAGGAAUUUCAAGGAGAUGGCUGUUGCAGGCGAGGUUUCAUUAGACGAGCAAGGGACCGAUUUCGAUAAAUAUGGCAUUCAUAUCAAAGUCAAGUUCAGAGAAACGGGAGAACUGCAGGUUUUGAGUGCACACCACCAAUCUGGAGGGGAACGCUCGGUGUCAACUAUACUCUACCUUGUCUCACUCCAAGACCUUACCCACUGUCCGUUUCGUGUUGUGGAUGAGAUAAACCAAGGAAUGGAUCCCUUCAACGAACGUAAGAUGUUUCAGCAAUUAGUGAGAGCUGCAAGUCAGCCCAACACACCCCAGUGUUUCCUUCUUACUCCUAAACUUCUUCCGGAGCUUGAAUAUUCAACAGCGUGCAGCAUUCUAUACAUCAUGAAUGGACCUUGGAUAGCAGCACCUUCAGAAGUGUGGAAGAAUGGGGAAAGCUGGUCUCGGCAGUUUGCCUCGUCCUCUUAGGUAUUUAAAGUAAAUGUUAACCAAUUUUGUGACUUGUCCUUUUAACUUCACUAUAACAUGGAUAACCUUUCUCCUUC
Selaginella moellendorffii is the source of this 3321-nucleotide messenger RNA. RefSeq names its product structural maintenance of chromosomes protein 5. The coding region runs from base 77 to 3244 and encodes 1055 amino acids. Gene Ontology annotation, biological process: double-strand break repair via homologous recombination. The record is from RefSeq and is a predicted model, not a curated record. Lineage: Eukaryota; Viridiplantae; Streptophyta; Lycopodiopsida; Selaginellales; Selaginellaceae. Gene Ontology annotation, cellular component: Smc5-Smc6 complex. The transcript has 29 exons. Gene Ontology annotation, molecular function: ATP binding; ATP hydrolysis activity.